Stylophora pistillata is the source of this 2083-nucleotide messenger RNA. RefSeq lists its product as uncharacterized. The record is from RefSeq and is a predicted model, not a curated record. Lineage: Eukaryota; Metazoa; Cnidaria; Anthozoa; Scleractinia; Pocilloporidae.
UUCCCUUUUGGAAAGACAGCAAAGCGCCUUUCACAAGCGAGACUUACGGUCAACCUUCUGGCGGAAUGUCUUUGUUAUCAACUCAUCAAGGGCUUCAACCUCCUUUGACAACUGCGAUCGCUCAUAUCACUUUAUGGGGAUUCAGAGCUAGUCUGAUCAGAACCACAUCAUCGCAACCACAUUUGUCCGGCGAAAAACUGCACUCAGGAGUUGAUCCAUCAUCGACUCCUCAUGGACGACUCGUUACUGAAAUGCACCUUCCCACUUCCUUUCAAGACCCCCAGACAUCGUCACCUGUGUCAACUGCCUCUUCAAUAAUCGUAGCCUCAGGUCCAACAAGUAAACCAGACAGACCACCAGUUUUGAAGUUCCCUUGGCACUUGACGCCUUUUCUGGUCAUCAUAUUUAUCAUCCUUGUGGUUCUUGCCACCUAUUAUCUACGUGUUCCUGACGUUGUCCAAGCUAUCAUUCUUGCAAUGAAGGAAAAGAGAAGAAAAAUGAAGGGAGAAUCGAACCCAAGCGACUUUGACCUCGACACCGCGAACCUCGAUUUGAGGAAGGGCAACUUCUCCAUGGAGGGUUUGCAAACGUCACACUUUCAUUCUUACCAGAGAGAGGUGUUCUACGAGAAAGCACUAAACUACGCGUUUUUCGAGAAGGCAGAAAUGAAAACCAUUGCCGAGUUCUCUGUUCGGGUGGAAGAUGGAGACCAGCAAAGUUCAGAAUCUGAGGAAUCUGUAGAGAUAUCUUGUGAAAUGGGAGAGGAAACCGUCAAUAAAAAGGAAGAGUCUGAUACACUAAGCGAGAUGUUCCGUGCUUGUGACUCUGAUUGUACAACGAACAAAAAUGUACAAAAACGGUUUCCUCCUGUGGACCCGAGAAGGGGCCAUAAAUUACAUCUUCAACAUACACCGCCGUCAUAUGAAAUAUAAGAUUAAUUUUUCAGAAUCUACUACAAGCUGUAAAUAGCUUCAAGAAAAUAGCGGGUAGAAAGAGUAAAGAAAUAACUUUCGUCCAUAUUUUUAAGCAUAAAAGCUUACAAAUAUGCUUAUAUUUAUUUGAUGUCAUCAUGAUAUCUUAAGCUUGAUUUAAUUUAAGACAACAGCUUGCCUAUCGAUCUUUUGAAUCCAAGCUUUUUACAGAAAAAUAUGUAAUUGAAAGUGAUGAAAGUCAAAGAUAUAGGUUAGGUUGCCGACGCUGACGAAUAAGCGCUUGCUUAUGAACAAAGUUAAGGGUGAACUCUGCCUAAAUGACAUUUGUAAUACUUUUAAUGGUUAUAAUUCCGCUAACUUUAAAGAAUGAGACUUCUCUAUUUUCAUUCAUGAUACUGUAACAUGCAAUAAGCAUUUCUUGGAGUAACUGCUUUCUUAGGCCUAGGUUAUGGUGAAAACUAUCUCUAAACGUUAGCCCUGUUGAAACUUUAAACACACAAUGAUGGCUGCUAAGGCUGUUUCUUCCUUUCAUCAUUAACAGUAGUUUUCAUAACAGCCUUUAAGCGAUGACUGAUAGAUUUAACAGAUUAUCAGCAUAGCCACUAUUAGCCCCUUCCAACAACUACCAUCCUAUUUCGACCACUUUGUCCCUUGUUUAAGGUCAAUCAUUUCCCUACCUUAAACCCUGUAAAUUCCGAACGGUCUACCAUACCAGUAAUGACUAGCCGUGACCUUUCGUUUACUUCUACAGCCAUUCGUUUACUGCCCCACCCUCUCCUCCCACAAGAUAAGGAAUUCUACCACAUGAUAUAUUUGUGAAGUCUUUUGGGUAAUUAAAAAUCAAUCUUAUCCCGCCUACCUGGUCAUGAGCCGCAAUCAAAUAUUUGCCUGAAUGAAACCACGCAUGUCUAUCUUGCAAGCUUGAUGUCUUUACAUGACUAUAUCCCAGGCGGCCGCAUUUUUCUGCUCCAUGAUGGCCGAGCAAACGACGUUUAAUUGUAAGCUUACUUUGAAGUAAGAAAGGUUUUUCAUGCGAUUUGAAAUAACAUCGGUAUUAGCAAAGCUAACAAAAUCAAGCUGGUGCUUGAAAUCAUUGCUAAAAAUUGUUUACCAAACAAUGACCAGUUCAUUGGGCGAACUUUUGUUUGUGU